GUCAAUUUCCUUACCUUGCGUUCUAGAGCUCGGCUCUAUCACAUCACCACGCAAGCCCUAGAGCUCGGCUCUAGCUAUACAAUACAUAGACUCCAAGUCUACACCUUACAUGCAUUCUAGAGCUCGGCUCUAUCACAUCACCAUGCAUUAAGGUCAAAUUCUCAAGCAACCCUAUGCCUAGAAUUGACAUAUCAUUAAACUACCAUGGGUCAUCCUUAAAGACUUCCCAUAACUUAACCUUAGUUCCAUACUAAGUUAUUAUAUACACUUGAACUAUAUUCAAGUACCUUUCAUACAAUCCAAUCCCUAGGAUCAAUUUAAUCAACAAGUUCCAAUAAUCACUAACUAGUAUUUCAAUACUAUUAAGAUUAUUGUUAUCAUACCACUAUCCUCUUUAUUUGUAAUUCUCUACAUAAUUAUAAUUAUGUAGCAGCAACUUAAGUAUUCAAUCUCAAUACACAAAUAUUCAUUUAUGUAUCCAAAUAAUUCAUACAUGAGCAAAAUACCUAUUUCGCAAAAAUAGUUCAUUUAUACUCAUUUAAUUUAAUCUCAUAUUAAACCCAAGCCAAUAAAUUUUGUUAUUCACAAAAUCAAAUUAUUCAUACAAGAUUGGUCAAGAGCUAAGAUACAGAAGGUUAAAGCGAGCCCAGCAAGGAUGCUUUUUGAGGAAAAUCUCAUUUCUGAUUCUUUUAAUAAGAUUGAACGCAGAUAUCGAGUUGUGAGGUGGAAUUUACCUGUUUCGAGCUUUAAGCUGAAUGUAGAUGCCUCUCUCUUUCAAGGUCAAGCUACAGGUGGGGCGGUGAUGCGUUCCAAGUCUGGGAAUUUCGUUUGGGCGAUUUCCUUUCCCGUUGAAGCAAGGUCGGUUCUUGAAGCUGAGAGGCAUACUCUUUAUACAGCUGUGUCUUGGGCUAUUGGGAAAGGUUUUAGGGAUUUUGAAGUUGAAUCCGAUUCUUUGGAGGUUAUCAGAUCGAUUGAAGAUGGUUUGCAGACUAGGAGAUGGAGAGGCUUGUUCGAACAGAUGAGAAUUUGGAAAGCUGAGCAUCAUAUAUCUUUUGGGCAUAUUUUUAGGGAGCAAAAUUGGCCAGCUCACUACCUAUCCAGAUGCAAUCCUGAUGCCAGCUCACUUCAGGCUUAUUUUUCCAUUAAUGAAUUGCAUAGUACUAUUAAAAAGGCUUUAUGUGCUGAUAAUUAUGGCCUUUUUUAUUUUCGUCAUUAAUUUUCUUACUCAUUGUAUUUUCGUCUUUUCUUGCUCUCAUUUAUUUAAUGUUGUUAAAAUUUUUGAAGGAAGUUUUGGCCUAGUCCCCUUCCUUAUGUACUAUCUACCUAUUUA
Molecule: messenger RNA, 1330 nt
Organism: Cuscuta epithymum
Lineage: Eukaryota; Viridiplantae; Streptophyta; Magnoliopsida; Solanales; Convolvulaceae
Source: the annotation of a GenBank genome assembly